AUGGAGUUUGCGGCAGCCCUAGAAGACCUCCAAACAGGGGCCAGCUGUCCCAUCUGUCUGGACUACUUGAAAGACCCCGUGACUAUCAACUGCGGGCAUAACUUCUGUCUCUCUUGCAUCAGUGAGUCCUGGAAGGAUCUGAGAGAUAAUUUCCCCUGCCCCUUCUGCCUGCAUUGCUCUCCAGAAAGGAAGUUCACAAGCAAUCCCCAGCUGAGCAACUUGAUUGAGAUUGCUAAGCAACUACAGGUAAGAAGAAGCAAGAGGAAGAGGGAAGAAGAGAAGCUUAUGUGUGAAAAGCAUAAUCAGGUUCUGACCUUUUUCUGUGAGAAGGACCUAGAAGUUUUAUGUCCACGGUGUUGUUUCUCCGCUGAUCACCAGACUCACUAUAUUUGGUCCAUAGAGAAGGCUGUUCCCCAUCAUAGGAGAAGAUUAGAGAAUUGUACUGAAGCAUGGAAGGAGAGAAUAGAAAACUCUGAAAAGGUGAUAGCAAUGCAAACCAGAAAAUCAUUGGAACUGAAGAAGAGGGUAGAAUAUAGGAGGGAAGAAAUAAAGUCCGAAUUUGAGCAACUUUUGUUUUUUCUGAAAAACGAGCAAGAAACUAUUCUUCGAGAAUUACAAGAUGAAGAAGAGGGCAUUUUAAUGAAACUAAAAGAAAACUUAACAACAUUUUCAGAUCAUCUUUCCACAUUAAAAUAUCUGUUAAAGGAGAUUGAGGGCAAACGUAUGCAGACAGAGCUGGAAUUACUGACAGAUGUUAAAGAUAUCUACCAUAUAUAUAAAACCUUACAGUCUCCUGCCCUUUAUUCAUUCCAGUUAAGGGAAUAUGGCUACCAUCUUCCUCCACAAUAUUCUGGCCUAAAUAAAAUUAUCAAGCAAUUUCAAGUAGAUGUAAAGCUAGAUCCUGACACAGCACAUCGUAAGCUUGUUAUCUCGGAAGAUAGAAAAACUGUGCAAUACGGAAAAAAAAUACAUAACUUACCUCCUAACCCAAGGAAGUUUUUUCUCUACCCUGCUGUUCUGGCUUCCUGUGGUUACGAUGCUGGCAGGCAGUAUUGGGAGGUGGAAGUGAAAGACAACCCUUUGUGGAUCGUUGGUGUCUGCAAAGACUCUAUUCCCAGAAGGAGAAGGCACCACAAUCAACCAAUGUUAGUGCAGGAUGGAUUAUGGGGUGUUGGGCGUUGUACUCCGAGUACUUACAUUGCAUUGGGUCCUAAAAAAGUUUAUCUUAUGCCAAAAACAAUACCCAGAAAGAUUGGCGUUUUUUUAGACUGGGAAUUGUGUGAGAUUUCUUUUUACAACUUGAGUGAUAGAUCCCUUCUCUAUAGUUUUAGCUGUUACUUUACAGAAAAACUUUGGCCGUAUUUCUAUACUGUAAGUAACUCAGUCCCUCUUAAACUCUGUGCAGUAACAGAUUCUGAAUGA
Suricata suricatta (meerkat) is the source of this 1422-nucleotide messenger RNA. Its product is annotated as tripartite motif-containing protein 60-like. Bases 1 to 1422 code for a protein of 473 amino acids. Gene Ontology annotation, molecular function: protein binding; zinc ion binding. The record is from RefSeq and is a predicted model, not a curated record. Lineage: Eukaryota; Metazoa; Chordata; Mammalia; Carnivora; Herpestidae. The transcript has a single exon.